AUGUCUCUACAAGUUCCUACUGCCGGGAGGGAUGAUAUCUCAGCCACAUCUGACUCUCCACUUCAGCCUAGUGGCUUCCCAAUUUCUAUAGAAGAACUCUCCGCUCUACACGACCCUAAAUCUCUACAAAAAUUACACGAGCUUGGUGGCAUAGACCAUUUGGCUAAAAAUCUCCAAACGGAUGCGGCAAGUGGUUUGAACGAAUCGGACCUCGCCGAAAGAAAGGAGAAAUACGGCGCAAAUUUCUUGCCAUCGAAAUCCACCAAAUCUUUUUUCCGUCUCUGUGCUGAAGCUAUGAAGGACAAGGUUUUGAUUCUUUUAACUGCCGCCGCUGUUAUCUCUUUGGCUCUUGGUCUCUAUGAGACUUUUAGUUCUCACGUCACUGUCGAUAGUGAAGGAAAGCCUCUCCCGAAAGUGGAUUGGGUUGAAGGUGUGGCCAUUAUUACAGCCGUCGUCAUCGUUGUGGUUGUAGGCGCCGCGAACGACUACCAGAAAGAGCGCCAAUUUGCGAAGCUUAAUGCCAAAAAAGAGGAUCGCGAGGUCGUCGUCAUCCGUAAUGGCAAUAGAGAAAUGAUCUCCAUCUAUGAGCUUUUGGUCGGUGAUGUUGUUUCUCUCGAAACAGGUGACAUCAUCCCGGCAGAUUGUGUCUUCAUUCAUGGCGAAGUGGAAUGUGAUGAAUCUGCUUUGACUGGUGAGUCCAACACUAUUAAAAAGAGAUCAGCUAGAGAAGCAGGCCUUUUCUACGAGGACUAUGCCGAUGGGCCAGAAGACUUGGGCUCUCCCAAUGUGAAGUUCCCUGAUCCAUUUCUCAUCUCGGGCGCAAAAGUCUUGUCUGGUGUUGGAACUGCUAUUGUCACUGCUGUUGGUCCCAAUUCGAUCCAUGGUAGAACCAUGUCAUCUCUCGAUACAGAAUCUGAGGUUACUCCUUUGCAAGCCAGAUUAGACAACUUGGCCGAGGGAAUCUCCAAAUACGGUUUUUUGGCUGCUUUGGUUCUCUUUGUUGUUUUACUCAUUCGUUUUGCAGUGAACAUAGCGCCAAAUGGCAAAUUGCAUGAUCUCGAACCUGCUGAAAAAGGAAAAGACUUCGUUGACAUUUUGAUUGUUGCUGUGACUAUUGUGGUGGUUGCAGUGCCAGAAGGCCUUCCUUUGGCCGUUACUCUCGCAUUGGCUUUUGCAACUACAAGAAUGGCCCAAAAUGGUAAUUUAGUUCGUGUAUUGCGCUCUUGUGAAACCAUGGGUGGUGCAACAGCCAUUUGCUCAGACAAGACAGGAACUCUUACAGAGAACAAAAUGCGUAUUGUUCGUGCCUUUGUUAACGAGGAUGUGUCUUUCGAUGAGACUGCCAACGCAGGAAUUACCAACAAAGCUAUGCAUUCGACGGAAAUGAUUCCAAAAAUUGACUCUGAACUUCGUGAUGCAAUUGCUUCUAAUAUACUUUUCAAUUCCACCGCUUUUGACAAUCCUGACUAUGACGAGGCAAAAGCAUUGCAAGCAAGAGAAAGACCUCAACAACGUUCCUUUCUUUAUCAUUUAUUCCACAAUGAUGAUGAUAAACAAAAGGAGCAGCAGAAAUUGGGUGUUGAAUCAGAGCCUUAUUUAGGAAACAAGACCGAAUCUGCUCUUUUAAUUUUGGCUAAGGAACGCUUCAACAUGUUUGACAACAAUUCUUUAGUUAGUCAGAGAAACCAAAUCUCAGACGACAUUGUUCAGGUUAUCCCAUUCGAGAGUAUUCGUAAAUGGUCUGGUGUGGUUAUCAAAACCGGAUCUGGCUAUCGCUUGUACAUCAAAGGUGCCGCUGAGAUUGUCUUCCGCCACUGUUCUCAAUUUCACAAUACGCAAAAACAAAUCGAAGCAAUGACUAGGGACGACCGCUCUGAAGUCUUGAAGAAGGUAGAUGAGUACGCAGACGACGCCUUGCGUGCGAUCAUGCUAGCUCACAAGGACUUCCCGGAUGUAUCUAGUUGGCCACCUAAAGAGCUCGUUGAUGAGCAGAACCCCGACCAUGCUGAUGUUGAAAAAAUCAUUGACUCUGGUGCCUCUGCUCAUCUGUCAGAUGCAAACUUUGUUAUGGAUUUCUUGGUUGGUAUUCAAGACCCCUUGAAACCAGGUGUCGCUGAGGCUGUGAAUCAAUGUAAGAGAGCAGGUGUCACUGUUCGCAUGGUUACUGGUGAUAACUUGGCUACCGCCAAGGCUAUCUCGAGAAGUUGCAACAUCUUGACUCCUGCCGACUCGUCCAAUGAGUACGCACACAUGGAAGGACCACAAUUCCGUGCUCUCAGUCCAGAGAAGAGGGCAGAGAUUGUCCCACAGUUGCGUGUGCUUGCUAGAUCUUCUCCUGAAGAUAAGAGAAUUUUGGUUGAGACGCUUCGCACGGCUGGUGAAGUUGUUGCUGUCACUGGUGAUGGUACGAACGACGCACCAGCUCUUAAACUUGCCGAUGUUGGUUUCUCAAUGGGAAUAAGUGGAACUGAAGUUGCAAGAGAAGCUUCUGAUAUUAUUCUUAUGACUGACGAGUUCACCGAUAUUGUACAAGCUAUCAAAUGGGGAAGGACUGUGGCAGAAUCCAUCAAGAAGUUUAUUCAAUUUCAAUUAACUGUGAAUAUCACUGCUUGUGUCUUGACUUUCGUCUCUGCUGUUGCCUCCCUGGAUGGUCAUUCUGUUUUAACGGCUGUCCAAUUGUUGUGGGUCAAUUUGAUCAUGGACACAUUAGCUGCAUUAGCCUUGGCUACUGACAAACCCGACGAUUCCUUGCUCAACAGAAAACCUGCCGGUAGAACGGCUCCUUUGAUUAGUGUCUCAAUGUGGAAGAUGAUUCUUGGUCAGUCCAUCAAUCAGUUGGUUAUCACCUUCGUAUUGCAUUUUGCUGGUCAGAAAAUCUUCUUUAAAGGAGAAGUUGUCACCAAUUAUCAGAAAGCUCAAUUGGAUGCCAUGACAUUCAAUGCCUUCGUGUGGUUACAGUUCUGGAAGUUGUUCGUCACUAGAAAGUUAGACGAAUGUGCUGAUGUUCGGGACAUCAAAGGACGUAUUAAUGCCGAAAACCUUAAUUUCUUUGCGCACCUUUUCCGCAAUUGGUACUUUGUCGCCAUUGCAUUGCUUAUUGGAUCUAUGCAAGUUUUGAUUAUGUUUGUUGGAGGUGCUGCCUUCUCAGUUAAAGAGCAGACUCCUGCCAUGUGGGGCACUGCCAUUAUCUGUGGUAUGCUUUCUAUUCCAAUUGGUGCCAUAAUUCGUAUAAUUCCUAACUGGUGGGUUGUCAAAAUCUUCCCAACCAGAGCCUUCAAGGCGUUCUUGUUCUACGUCGGAUUUGGAUGGACAAGCAAGAAAAACCGCAUGAAACGGGCCGAGAAAGAUUUGGAGAAGAAUGAUGGUCUUGAAAAGGAUGAGUCCAAAUAG
This is a messenger RNA of Australozyma saopauloensis, 3390 nucleotides long. RefSeq names its product calcium-transporting ATPase (gene PMC1). The coding region runs from base 1 to 3390 and encodes 1129 amino acids. The transcript has a single exon. Gene Ontology annotation, molecular function: P-type calcium transporter activity; ATP binding; ATP hydrolysis activity. NCBI's taxonomy places the organism in Eukaryota, Fungi, Ascomycota, Pichiomycetes, Serinales, Metschnikowiaceae. Gene Ontology annotation, biological process: calcium ion transmembrane transport; intracellular calcium ion homeostasis. Gene Ontology annotation, cellular component: plasma membrane; intracellular membrane-bounded organelle. The record is from RefSeq and is a predicted model, not a curated record.